Chlorella variabilis is the source of this 2146-nucleotide messenger RNA. RefSeq lists its product as hypothetical. NCBI's taxonomy places the organism in Eukaryota, Viridiplantae, Chlorophyta, Trebouxiophyceae, Chlorellales, Chlorellaceae. Bases 58 to 1842 code for a protein of 594 amino acids. Gene Ontology annotation, cellular component: cytoplasm. Gene Ontology annotation, molecular function: magnesium ion binding; pyruvate kinase activity; potassium ion binding. The record is from RefSeq and is a predicted model, not a curated record. The transcript has 18 exons. Gene Ontology annotation, biological process: glycolytic process.
CGCACACUGACUGGCGACAUACCACAGCACCCGCAGCCUGCUCCUGUGCACCCCACCAUGCUGUGCAGCAUUUCUGCCUUGCAAGCCAAGCCGCUGGCUGUCCGCCCAGGGCGUCGGCAGGCUGCCUGUAGUGCAUCGGCAGCACGCCGGGAUGGCGCAGCAGCAGCUAGCCAGAGCGGGCUGGACCGGUCGACCCCACAGCAGCAGCCGCAGUCGCCCAAGCGGCGCGUCGAGGCGGCGGCGCUGGCGCUGGCGGGCGGCGUCACGCUCAGCAACGGCGGCUCCCUGCAGGCCCAGCCAGACAUGGACAUAGACACAGCUGCCUUCCAGGACUACCGAGACAACCCGCCAGCCAGGAAGACCAAAAUAGUUUGCACGAUCGGUCCCACGUCCUGCACCCGGGAGGGCCUCUUCCAGCUGGCAGACGCGGGCAUGUCGGUGGUGCGCCUCAACAUGUCGCACGGCGACCAUGCGAGCCACAAGGCUGUGGUGGACCUGGUCAGGGAGUACAACUCCCUGGGCCGCGGCAACCUGGCGGUGAUGCUCGACACGAAGGGGCCAGAGGUGCGCAGCGGCGACCUGGCGGCGCCGCUGCAGCUGUCUGCCGGGGACAAGGUGACCUUCACCAUCGUGGAGGGCGCCGACGGAACCGACAACCGCAUUGGAGUCAACUAUGACCAGUUUGUGGACGAUGCCAGCGUGGGCGAUAUGCUGCUGGUGGAUGGCGGCAUCAUGAGCCUGCAGGUGGAAAGGAUCACCGACAUAGCGCUUGUUCCCGCGAGAUGCCGACCCGCCCGCUGCGCGUGCCGCUGCCGCAGGCGGCACCUGAACAUCCGGGGCAAAAGCGCCAACCUUCCCGCCAUCACCGACAGGGACUGGGCCGAUAUACGCUUUGGCAUCGAGGUGGGCGUGGACUUCUACGCGCUGAGCUUUGUGCGGGACGCCGCCGUCAUCUACGAGCUGAAGGACGGCACCUCUGCCAUCGGUGUGCUGGCCAAGAUUGAGAGCGCCGACUCUGUGGAGCACCUGGAGGAGAUUCUGGAUGCGGUGGACGGAGCCAUGGUGGCGCGCGGCGACCUGGGCGCCGAGCUGCCAGUGGAGGAGGUGCCCUACUGGCAGAGCAAGAUUGUGCAGGGGUGCCGGCGGCGGGGCAAGCCGUGCAUUGUGGCCACCAACAUGCUUGAGUCAAUGAUCCAGAACCCCACGCCCACGCGGGCCGAGGUGUCUGACAUCGCCAUCGCCGUGAGGGAGGGCGCUGACGCCGUCAUGCUGUCGGGGGAGACUGCGUACGGGCGCUUCCCCUUCAAGAGCCUGGACACCAUGACGACGGUGGCGCGGCGCACGGAGCUGUCCAUGCUGAAGUACCACGGUACCAGGCGCCUGGCCGACCAGGGGCUGGCGGAGAUGUUUGCCUACCACGCAGUCACGAUGGCCAACACCCUGAAGACCAGCCUGGUUGUGUUCUCCCGCAAGGGCAACAUGCCCGCUCUUUUGAGCCACUACCGCCCCGACUACCCCAUCUAUUGCUUCACCGAGAACGAGCUGGUGCAGCGGCGCAUGGCGCUCUACCACUCCGUCACCGCCAUCUACAUGCGCUUCUCGGAGCAGCAGGAGGUCACCUUUGACAGGGCCAUCGGCAUGCUCAAGGAGCGCGGCCACGCCAAGGGCGGCCAGCUGGUGGCCAUCGUUCAGAGCGGGCGGCAGCCCAUCUGGCGCACCGCCUCCACCCACGCCAUCCAGGUGCGCGCGGUGCCACAGGACCCUGCGGAGGACUUGAGCAGCGACGACGAGGGCGGGCCCGUGGCGAAGUUUCCCAUCCAGCAGCAGCAGCCGGAGAGCUGAGCCCGUAGCAAGUAUCCCACCCGGCCGCGCCACAGCAGCGCUGUGCGGGCGCCCUCCCGGCAGCGGCUGAUGCUGGGUGGUGCCCCCUGUCGGGGUCUGGUGGAGCGCCGGCCGGCGCCGCCAUCCCAAGCCAUGCUGCCCACACGGCCGCGCCUUUGUACGAACGAUCCCUGCGGCAGGCCGCCGCGCUAUUUGGUUCUCUUUGCCCCUCUUUGCCGUGGUUUUCCCCCUCUCCCAGCUUUCGCAUUGUACGAUUGAUUGACUGAUGUGUUGCGUGUGACAGUUCAGAUCAAAGAACAAUAAA